This is a messenger RNA of Moneuplotes crassus, 2312 nucleotides long. The record is from the annotation of a GenBank genome assembly. NCBI's taxonomy places the organism in Eukaryota, Ciliophora, Spirotrichea, Euplotida, Euplotidae.
UAAAGAAAGACUAAAAUAUGGAAGAAUCUAAAGAAGUUGCCUCCAAGCCAGAUAAGCUUGACUGAAGGACCUCCAUAAUUGCAAUGAUCCAGUCCUAUUUCACUGACAGCAAAGAUAAGAAGAAAAAUAAGUUUGAGAAGUACAUUGGGGAGAUCAAGGAAUUGGUUGACUCUACUAGCAUGCUUAUUGAUGAAGAAAUCAAAAAUCUCAAAGCAAGCACUCCGAAAGGUGAAUACGAACACUCAGAUACAGCAGAGUUAGAGCAGAUCAUUCUAGAAGAAGAUCCUGGGGAUUCUAAAGAAGAACUCUUGGUCCUAAGAGAUCAGAUGAUUCUUAGUGAAAUGGAACAAAACCAUCCAUCAAGAUAUCAAGAACUUUCAGAAUAUCUUGGAAAGUUCAUAGCAAAGCAACUUGCACAGAUGAAGAGGGAGAUCGAAGAGCUGACGUAUUUUCUAGAGCCAAAUGAUCCUCAGAUUGUUAAUAUGGAGCAAGAAUUGACUAAAACUCAUUCUGAAAAGUUGAGAACAGUUCUUUUAGAGACAGAUGAAAAUUUCCCAGAAGCAUUCAUCUUUCUUGCCAAUGAACUAUUUGAAGACAGUAUCAGAAUGAAUUUUAAUGAUAACAAAGCUGAGCUUACCUCAGAAUCAGAGAUAGCCAAUUUUAUAGAGGAAUGGGCUGUAUUCUUCAAUGCAAUCCAGGAAAAUAUUUAUCAAGGAAGUAGUCUAUUCUGGGACAAGAACAUUCUUGAAAAUGACACUGAAUUCGUAUCUCUCUUUCUUAACUUGUUUUUAUACUCCCAGCAAGUAGCGAAUUCAAAGGAAAGCGAAGAGUUGAAGAUAUGCUACACUUCACUCUCUAAAUGGAUUAUCUCUGAGAUGGAGUGGGCAAGCAUCGAAUUAGAUGAUCUUAUGAACUACUACGAUGCUUAUGCUCUUGCCAGGACCACAAUGCUACCUCGUGAGAUGAAGUCUAAAUGUAAGGAAAUUACCAAGAUAACCUCUGAUGAGCUAAACAUAUUUAAGUUCAAAUUCAUAAUCUUCCACUUUGGGAUGUUCUUAACCAGCACUGUAAACCAAAAGGGGAAAUAUGAAUUUGGACACUACAACCCAGGAUACCGUCACUUUUUGUAUAAUUUCCUGGCCUCGUCAUUUGAGAAGUCCAGGGCAAGGAAGUUACUACAAAUAUUAGAGAAGUCAAUAGGAGAGUUCAUUAAGGAGACCUUAAAAUUUGAGUACCAAGAUCCCAUAGAUUCUCCACUGAAUCAGGAGUUCAGAGUUGAAGAGUUUGGAAAUUGAGUUAGUUAUGUCAAAUUUUGAGAAUAUAUGAAAGAGCAUCCUGAAGCUUUUGAAGACUACUCAAAAUCAACCUUCCAACCAGGUAAAUUUGGAGAACCGGAAGAGACAAGAUUCCUUGAUAAAGAAACUCUUAUGAAGCAAAGAAAAGAUAUUUUGAAAAAUUCUCAAAAAAUCAUUGAAGAAUCUAAAGAGCCUAUGAAAGCCCAGUUCGAGUUGAUUUCUCCAGAAUGAGAUCACGGCAGACAUGCUGUGAUCACUGUUUCUGGGUUCCUUAGUGAGAAAGACGACAACACAGAGUCUUGGAUUGGUCUAUGCAAGACUAAUCUAACUCUCCCUGUGUAUUCAUUCAGAUGGUCUUCGAAAGCAGGCUGGAAUAUGCUAAAGCCUAUAAUUCCAACAAGUGUCAAAAGCUUUUUCGAGUGGAAAAGUCUGUUGAAGAAGAUGAGCAUUGCUAUUAAGCUUAUCACUCUUCCAUUCGAUUACAGGGACAUCUUCGUUCAAGCAAUUAAGAGUGCUAGACUGUCUGGAAAAUUACUCGCUCACGCUCUUAUGCUGCAAUUCCCGUUUGUUAAUCAGAGUAUUUCUCUAGUAGGAUUUUCCCUUGGAACACAAGUGAUUUACAGCUGUCUGGAAGAACUCAAAGCUCAUGGAGCUGAAAACAUCAUAAACAAUGUGUAUUUCCUUGGAGGAGCAGUGAGCAUUCCGAAAUACGAAGACUGGGCAACUACUCUAUCUGUUGCAAGAGGAACGAUUACAAAUGGAUUUUCCAAAUUUGAUUAUAUCCUUCAUCUUUAUAGAGCAAGCAUGUUUAUGAUCCCUAUUGGUCGAAUUCCUCUAUUUGAGGUAGAUAAUCCACACAAAAUGACCAAGGCAAAGGAAGAACUUGAGGAAAGAUUCAAGAAAUGUAGAGAAGGUCUGAGAAUCAAGAAUUGAGAUCUUACUAAAGUUGCCAAAGGCCAUUUGAGCUAUAGAUCCCAACUGGUCAGUAUUAUUGAUGCUAUUGAGUUCAAUGCUUAA